UUCCCCGAUGAGUUCCAUGCUUUGGAUUAGUUGUUUACAAACAUGCCGUUUUCAUGAUCGCCGUGUUCAGUGUCGUAAUUUUUAUCACGAAAAGAAAAUGUUGUUAUUAAUUUUUAUCCGCAGUUUUAGUACAGCAGCAAAGAGUGCAAACGUUAAGUUAUCGAAAGCGGAUAUUAUCAAACGGUUAAACUAUGAAAACAAGGCGUUGUUCGGGGCAGUAGUAAAGCCGGCUAAAAAGAAAAGCAAAACCACGCAAGCAGAUAAAGAAGCUAAAACAAAUCUACAGACAGUUGAAACCGAGUACUCUUCCGAGAUAUACUGGCAAACUAAAAAUGUGUCACGGGAAACCCCCAGCACCAAUGCGUCGGUUGAAAGUGUUGGCAUAUCAUCAGGUCUGAUUAUUCCAUUCACAGAAACAGAACUAAAGCACAUUACAAAGUUCCCGAUCGGUCCAAGUGCUAAAGGAAUCAUUGAAAAGCAAUGGACACUGCAUGAGCAAUGUGAAAGUGAAGAGUACAGAUCGCCCUCGGUUAAUCGGGUGCUAUCGGCCACCAUGCCGGAGGCAUCAAGACAGGCGCUGCUUCGUUGGAAGGCAGCUAAAAUUGCUGAACUGGGUGAAGCAGGAUUUCAACAGCUACAAACGGAAAUAUUUGCCCGUGGCAGUACAUUACAUGCUACGCUAGAGACAUGGUUAACCGGUUGCGAUCCAUCCGAGCAAAUGAUUGAAAAGACUGGCGUACUAUGGAAAAGUAUUCGUGGAGCGCUUGAGGAAGUCGAACGUCCAGCGAAGAUGAUUGAACAGAAGCUGUAUCAUCCAUACCUACAUUACAACGGCAUAGUGGACUGCAUUACCUCCAUAAAGGGCCAAUACCAUGUCAUCGAAUGGAAAACGUCGGACAAUCCGAAAGCAAGCGUAGCAGCCACCUACGAUGCACCGAUACAGUUGUGCGCGUAUAUGGGUGCGCUGCAAGCCAAUAAAAACCUGUGUGACUCGCAAAUAAAACGUGGUGCGAUAUUUGUAGCAUACACCAGCGGAAAACCGGCCAAUGUUCACCUGCUUGAUGGUGGUGAAAUGCGUCGCUAUUGGCAGCUAUGGUUACAUCGUUUGCAAGAGUAUUGGACGCGUUACAGGGAUGGUACUUUACCAGAACCUAUUUAGCAAAUGCAUAGGGCACUAGUUUGAGAAAUCAAUAAAACUGCCCGAACUAAAGUGUAGUUUCAAAGAA
Messenger RNA from Anopheles funestus (African malaria mosquito), 1226 nucleotides. Its product is annotated as mitochondrial genome maintenance exonuclease 1-like. Gene Ontology annotation, biological process: mitochondrial DNA replication. The record is from RefSeq and is a predicted model, not a curated record. Gene Ontology annotation, molecular function: single-stranded DNA exodeoxyribonuclease activity. Gene Ontology annotation, cellular component: mitochondrion. Bases 8 to 1159 code for a protein of 383 amino acids. NCBI's taxonomy places the organism in Eukaryota, Metazoa, Arthropoda, Insecta, Diptera, Culicidae. The transcript is spliced from 2 exons.